GGCAAGUCGGCCCAAGCAAUCUCAGCUCGCGACCCACUGCAAUGGCCCGCGUUCCAGAAGCCAGUGUGCGGUCUGCCGCGCACUUCAACUUGACGGCGUCGCUGGCUGCGGCUCAGCCUCAGGUGAGGCGCAAUGCAGUGUUGGGAGACAUUACCAAUACAGCACCUAACUUUGGUGCUGGUGUGAAGCUUCUCGAGAAGCCGAACCUCCUUGGACUCGGGCAGCUCCAGAACUUCAAAACCUGCUCGAACGCUGGCGUCGGAGCCGCCACAGCGAGCCUGAGCAGGUCUUUCCGCAGCAGGGAAGAUGCACUCAUCGUUGGGCCCGGUGGUGCGACUGUAGCGCAUGCGCGGGAGAAUGCCCGUUUCCUCCGACCCGCCUCCGGCGACUUCAUGGAUGUCGGAGAGGAUGAUCCCAUGGAUGUAGAGGAUCCCCAGAAUGUCGGUGAGUACGUCAAAGACAUCUACUCCCACAUGCUGUCGGUAGAGGCUAUCUUCCAGCCUAGGCCACACUAUAUAUCGCAGCAGCGCGAGAUCAAUGCAAAGAUGAGGGCGAUCCUGGUUGAUUGGCUCGUGGAGGUCCACAUGAAAUACCGGCUGAGAAAAGAGACACUGUUCAUGGCAGUGAACUUAGUCGAUCGAUUCUUGUCCUUGAGGCAAGUGGCGCGCAAGCGAUUACAGCUGUGCGGGGUUGCAGCCAUGUUUAUUGCCGCAAAGUUUGAGGAGAUCUACCCUCCAGAGGUGAAGGAAUUUGUUUACAUCACUGACAAUGCCUACACCAAGGAUGAUAUUCUGCACAUGGAGGUUUCCAUUCUGAGGGCUCUCAACUUUGAGCUUUGCGGCCCGACCCCGGCGCAUUUUCUAGAUCGUUUUGCGCGUGCCGGUCAAUGCUCUGAGGAGCACGCACAUUUGAUGCAGUAUUUGGCGGAGCUAUCGUUGCUUGAAGUUCAGAUGCUUCAGUAUACGCCGUCACAUGUUGCUGCAGCAGCUGCGCUCUUGAGCAACAAGCUCUUGAAAUGUCCAACCUGGCCAACGUGCAUGGCACAAAUCAGCAAGCACUCCGAGGCAGAAGUUAAGGCAUGCGCUCGCGAAAUGUGCGGGGUGCUCGAGACAAUGGAGAGGAGUUCCCUGCAGGCGAUUCGCAAGAAGUACUCACAAGAACGGUUUAGCAAAAUUGCAAAGAUCACCUUUGGGAGUUGAACUGCCUGAAGGGGUGAAUUAGAUGAUGCCUUUUUUGAACUUCUUCCUCAAAAUGCUUUCGGAUUACCCGAUCGGCCAAGCCGUGUGCGGCAUGUGCUCAUGCAAACAUUUGCCAGCUGCAGACAAUCGCAGCGAUCUGGAGCAGCGAGCCUCCACCGGAUUUCUCAGGAUCUCUGUCAAUUCGGUGCACGUAGUUCGGAACGCACUCCCACUUGCUUGACAGCUCCA
Messenger RNA from Effrenium voratum, 1427 nucleotides. NCBI's taxonomy places the organism in Eukaryota, Dinophyceae, Suessiales, Symbiodiniaceae. The record is from the annotation of a GenBank genome assembly.